This is a messenger RNA of Fulvia fulva, 3099 nucleotides long. RefSeq lists its product as uncharacterized. The coding region runs from base 1 to 3099 and encodes 1032 amino acids. NCBI's taxonomy places the organism in Eukaryota, Fungi, Ascomycota, Dothideomycetes, Mycosphaerellales, Mycosphaerellaceae. The transcript has 2 exons. The record is from RefSeq and is a predicted model, not a curated record.
AUGAAUGGACUGCCUCCCGACCAAGAGCUGCCAGGGCUGACAGAUGAUCAAAUCGCAAUACUCGACAACAUCUGCAAAGCUGCGUCCCGAACCCAUGACCCGCCGAUCAAAGCCAUCUUCGACGCCUACGAUGAGGAGCUUCAGGCUAGAGGCUUGGACUCCAGUCAUGACAACGAGAUAUACCGGUGGAUCUUACGCGUGGGCGAGAGCGCGAGAAGACAACAUCGUCGAGGCAAUGCUACCAACUUUGUUCCCUACCUGAGAGAUCUACUCGAGGCACAUGGCAUUACAGUGAUCGAUACGGAAGGCGACGAGGAGGGUGAUCAGUACAUUGAGGGCAUAACGCGAUCUUUGGAGGAACCAGAGAGUACUCGCAAACAGCACGAGCCACAGCCUAGGCGAAGGGUAUCUUUCGACGAUGCUCGGCUGGACGAGACAUUCCUCAGCGAGCGAUCUCACCUUGCUCCGAUGUCACCUGGACGGCCGUCGCACGGAGCUGUCAGACAGCAAGCCCGUGGACCUGGAGAGGUCGCGCCAACGUUCAGACCUAGGUCAGUAAGCGCAAGCAGCAGUCAACCAUAUGUCGGGUCGCGCCAGCCAGCACCCAAGCACUACCAAGAGGCAUCGCCCUCGUCGGAUUACGCUUCAGACUAUGGAGAGCAGCCGAACCGCACCCUGUUAUUUGACCCUUCACCUACGCAGAUGGACGACAACGCCGACACUUUUGCAUACACUUCCGCUCUCAAGCACAGAAAUACAUGCUUUCGGAACUGGCAUCGCAAAGCACAAGCCCUGGCCGAGCAAAGGAUGGAGGCGGAAGACAUUGCCACUGCUCAUGAUCGACGACAAUUGCUCAGGCCGUGUCUCGAGAUAGUACGCGAGUUCUUCGUCUUGCGUCAAGAAGAGCGCAACCGCUUCAUUUUGCUUGAACAGCUCGCCCAGCAUGCACACGCCAGACGUGACCUCUGGAUCAUGAGCAAAAGCUUCACGCACUGGUAUAGGAAAACUGGUGUCGAUCAAGCAGCAACCAUAUUCGCCCAGAAUCAGAUCUUGCGACAGCGAUACUUCAGUCGCUGGCGCGAGAUUGCUGCAGCCAACGCCUUAAAAGCUCGAAGUCUCUCAUGCAAGAAGUUCUUGCGUCUGUGGCGGGAGAGAGCUAUCCGCAGUGCAGUUGUUCGCGAGCAAGCAGGGGCACAAUACGAGAAGUAUUUGACCAAGAAGUAUCUGUCGAUAUGGAGACGGAGAUGUCACAAUACUUGGGCCGUAAACGAAAACAAGGAGAGACUGCGACAACGGGCCCUGCAGCUGUGGCAUGCCAAAUUGGAACUUCACCAAGAUCAGGAACGUCAAGCCGAAGGCGUUCAUAUUCGGCGUCUGACAGGAGUCGCUUUUGCCAGGCUUCGCGAGCUCACCACUCAACGACGGCAGAUGGCCGACUAUGCUGGAAGUUACCACAGCCGUAAGCUUAUCACGGAAUGUAUGCACUCCUUACAAGUACACGCCAAGCUGGUACCAGGCGCCGCAAGGCUAUCGCUCAAGAUAAACACAAGACUGAAGCAAAGCGCGCUCACAACGUGGCGCACGAACUUUACUAUCGCGCGAAAAGCGUCUGAGAUUGACCGCAAGCGCAUCUUACAAACCGCAUGGACCACUUGGAACGAUACACUCCGUUGCCGUACUCUCGCACAGCGCAUCGACGAGCGUGUGUUGCGCGACAGCCUGCUGAGCUGGAAGCUGAACAUGUUGGCCCAACAGUUCCAACGAUGGAAAGAUGCGAGGCUUCUUCAGCGCGCCGUCACUACGUGGCAUGAUCGAAGGCUGCUGCAAGAUGCCGCACUUGAGCAGGCCAGCAUGAGGUUCGCCGACAGUCAAAGGCGCCUCAAGCUGUCUUCAGCAAUGCGCAGUCUCAACAUCGCCGUACGCAACCGUGAGGACGCCGAACGUGCUGCGACGGAGUUUUCGAAUAGUCGUGCUUUGCCAGAUGUGAUUACGGUAUGGAAGCAGCGUUCCGUGCAUGCUCGACAGCUAGCCAAAUGGGCAGCAGAUGCCCGGUUCUAUUGCUUAUGCACGCGUACGCUCAAAGUGUGGCACGAGCGCACUGUGGAGCAGCAGCAUGAAAGGCGCCGCGAGGCUUAUGCUCAGGUCAGAGCCCGCGUCAAAGCCAGAGUCGUUGGGCAUGCCUUUGCGAUGUUGCGACAAAAGGCUUCGAGCCUUGCUCAGCUACGAGCAGAAGCUGAGCAAAGAGCGCUAACACGAGUUUUCCGAGUCGGCAUACAGGGCUUCAACACAUGGCGAGAGAAGACUGCUCAUUACGUCGACCUCCAGAUCCAAGCGACUGCUGCGGACCACCAGAAACUGCUCGGCUCAGCGCUGUCUGCUGUGGUGAACAAAGGUGUUGAGCUCUCGGAGAUGGAGGAACAAGCCCUGCUUUUCCGUCAGGAAUCUGAUCUCGCUUUGCUGGCUAAUGCGAUGAAGAAAAUGCAGUGGGUCACCUUUACUGCAGCUCGAAAGAGCGAAAGCGCCGAUGCCCUAGCAGCUCGCAAUCGUGAUCAACACAUCAAGCACAUGCUUAGACAUUGGUCUUCUGAAGCUGGGAAGCGAAAGACGGCAAAGUCGAGCAAGCAACGCGAGCCCGACAGUCCAAGCCUUCGGCCUGCGAGUCGGGCAGCCGCAAGAUCAGUCGAAAGGCCUGCUCCGACAGCCUCACCAGCAGCACAGACGUCAACACCUGCAUACAUGCGCACGCCUUCACGGUCUCGCCGUACAGGUCGCUUUCGUCCCUUGCCAACGCCAGCACACGUUACGCCCAUGGCUUUCGAUCCUGCUUACUAUGUUACCACACCUGCGCCUACAACCGCUGCAGCGCCUGCUGAGGAGGCAGCUGAGGGCGGCGAUGUUUUUGAUGCAUUGACGCCUCAGAUCACGCCCUUUUCCAGAAAGCUUCGGGCUGGCGGUGUAACGCCAAUGCCACCUUCUGCUUUGCGAAAUAGCAUACUUGGACGUUCGAUCACAGGAGGAGGGACAGCUAAAAGUGUCAGGUUCGCAGGCGCAAGCAGGUUUGGCAGUGAUUCGAGGAGGCUCGGCACGACGAAUGAGUAG